AUGAAGCUCAUCAACAAGUAUAUAGACAAGCAUGGCGCAGGACAUGUUACGCUGCGUCCAGAGGAUGACGAAGACAUGUGGCAUUUGUACAAUCUAAUACAAGAGCAGGAUUUUGUGAGGGCUACUGCCAUACGACGAGUACAAAAAAUAUCCACAACUGGAUCCAUUGAUUCGCAACGCGUUCGCGUGAACCUAACAUUACAAGUUAGCCGUGUCGACUUUUCAUCCUCUGCAGCCCCAUCAGCAAGCGAGGGCUCUGCAUCUACGGGCAUCUCCUCUGCUAAUACCAAUACUGCCGCUCUCCAUAUAUCUGGUCGAGUUAUCUCUGAGAAUCAAUACGUCAAAUUGGGAGCAUUUCAUACACUCGACAUUGAAGCAAAUCGUGAUGUAAGGAUAGAGAAGGUGGAUGGGUGGGAUAGCAUUGCGCUAGCGCGUGUGGAGGAGUCCAUCGUUCCCGGAAGAGGUGCUGAAGUCGGUGCUGUUGUGUGUGGUGAAGGCACCGCUGCAUUCUGCCUCCUUUCAGAACAUAUGACAUUGGUCACACAACGAAUCUCGGUUUCCAUUCCGCGGAAGGCGGCAUCAUCGGGCGCGUCACAGCACGAGAAGGCCUUGGAGAAAUUCUAUGGCUCAAUAUAUGACUCGUUCAUCCGGCAUAUACCCUACUCGAAUGUCGGUCUCAAGGCUAUUGUUAUUGCCAGUCCUGGCUGGGUCCGCGAUUCUGUAUUCACAUAUAUGGUGGAUGAAGCUGGGAAAAGAGGAGACAAGAUCCUUUUGAAGGCUCUAAGAGAGAAGACAGUCAGAGUACAUGUGAGCAGCCCGCAUGUGCAUAGUCUUGUGGAGGUCUUGAAGAGUCCUGAGAUCGUUUCACAGCUAAAGGAAACAAAAUUUGCUCGUGAAGGCAUCGUAUUAGACAAAUUCUUCAAGAUGCUAGGCUCGGACGAAAUGCGCGCUUGGUACGGGAGCGAUCAUGUCUCUUUAGCUGCGGAUCGUGGCGCUAUCGGGACGCUGAUGAUUUCUGACGAACUUUUCCGGGCAAACAAUCCCGAGACAAGAAAGAAAUAUGUUGCCCUAGUUGAAGCUGUCCAACAAAAGGGUGGUGAAGUGGUCAUAUUUUCGAGUAUGCAUGAGUCAGGACAGCAGCUGAAUCAAUUAACGGGAAUCGCCGCCAUCCUUACAUUUCCACUGGAUAUUGAAGUCGUUGAAGCUGAAGAGAAGGAGCAAGAGGCAGAAGAGCGUACGUCAUGA
Molecule: messenger RNA, 1245 nt
Organism: Guyanagaster necrorhizus
Lineage: Eukaryota; Fungi; Basidiomycota; Agaricomycetes; Agaricales; Physalacriaceae
Exons: 7
Coding region: 1-1245 (414 amino acids)
Biological process (GO): nuclear-transcribed mRNA catabolic process, non-stop decay; RNA surveillance; nuclear-transcribed mRNA catabolic process, no-go decay
Cellular component (GO): cytoplasm
Source: RefSeq, a predicted model, not a curated record